CUGUCCGUGGAGAGCGAGGGGAGGAGUGAACCCAGCAGCAUUUUACAGGGCGUAUGAGGAAGUUUUUAUAGACGGAGGGAAAACAAAAGAACAGGGUCUUCACUGCAGCCGAACCAACCUCAAAAUGCCUGGAAAGAAAGUCUGCAUCGUUGGAUCUGGAAACUGGGGCUCCUCCAUUGCCAAAAUCAUCGGCCACAAUGUCAAAGCAUCCAACCGCUUCGACCCCAUGGUGAACAUGUGGGUGUAUGAGGAAAUGAUCGACGGGAGGAAGCUCACAGAGAUCAUCAAUACGGAGCAUGAAAAUGUCAAAUAUCUGCCAGGUCACAAGCUGCCCAGGAAUGUGGUCGCUGUCCCAGACAUCACAGACGCCGUCAAAGGAGCAAAGAUCCUCGUCUUUGUGAUCCCACACCAGUUCAUUGGCAAACUCUGCGAUCAGAUGAAGCCUCACAUCACAGAGGGAACCAUUGGGAUAUCACUCAUCAAAGGUGUUGAUGCAGGACCAGAUGGACUGAAGCUCAUCUCAGACAUCAUCCGGGAGAAACUAGAGAUCGAGGUCAGCGUCCUGAUGGGGGCCAACAUCGCGAACGAGGUGGCAGAUGAGAAGUUCUGCGAAACCACCAUUGGGGCAAAAAGUGAGGCAAAUGGCCAGAUCUUCAAAGAGCUGCUUCAGACUCCCAACUUUCGCAUCACUGUCGUACAAGAGAGUGAUACAGUGGAGCUGUGUGGAGCCUUAAAGAAUAUUGUGGCAGUAGGAGCUGGGUUCUGCGACGGCCUCGGCUUUGGCGACAACACCAAAGCAGCGGUGAUCAGGCUGGGUCUGAUGGAAAUGGUCGCCUUCGCCAAGCUGUUCUGCAAAGGUGAAGUGAGCUCCUCCACAUUCCUGGAAAGCUGUGGCGUGGCCGACCUCAUCACCACCUGCUACGGAGGCCGAAACCGCAAAGUUGCUGAGGCCUUUGUCAGAACGUCCAAGUCCAUCGCUGAACUGGAGGCAGAAAUGCUCAACGGCCAGAAGCUGCAGGGUCCACAGACUUCAGCUGAGGUCUACAAGAUCCUACAGAAGAAUGACAUGAUCAACAAGUUUCCUUUGUUUGCAGCAGUCUACCAGAUCUGCUUUGAGGGAAAAGAGGUGAAAGAGUUCAUCACCUGUCUGCAGAACCAUCCAGAGCACAUGUAACGCGACCAGUCUGCAGACACGUUCGCUGCUGCUGCUCCUUCACUAACAACCUACCAUCACUAGAGGGUGAAAGAGGUUCAUGAGACAGAAACGCACAACACAAGAAGGCAAAUACAACCAAUGGCACUUUUUAUUUGAGAUUAUUUUUGCCUGGUGACAUUUAAUAAUGGAGCCUCUAUUUUCUUAGCUUCAAAAGCAAUUCAUUUUAUUGAAUUAGCUCUUAUUUUGCAAGUCCUGUAAUAUUCAUUUGGCUCUUGUGCAGGGAAGUUAAAGAUAUCAAUGAAAUGAUACUAAAUAAGCUGUAAAAAUAAUUUUUCAUCAGUGGCAGGUAUAAAACUCUAUCUAAGGCAGACCACGCCACUUGCAUUCUUGCAGUAAUUGCCAUAAAAUGUCAUGAUUUCUUUAUGGUGGCACAUAAACACAAUACUGUUUGUCUGACUUUCAUUUCACUACAUGAUAGUGUUUACAAUCUCACAAUGAAAACUAAAGAUCUUCUUUUUUAUCUUUAUGUGGAGUUGAUUUCUCAAUAAAAUCAAUUCCUAAGA
This is a messenger RNA of Lates calcarifer (barramundi perch), 1719 nucleotides long. Its product is annotated as glycerol-3-phosphate dehydrogenase [NAD(+)], cytoplasmic. Gene Ontology annotation, cellular component: glycerol-3-phosphate dehydrogenase (FAD) complex; cytosol. The record is from RefSeq and is a predicted model, not a curated record. Bases 125 to 1174 code for a protein of 349 amino acids. Gene Ontology annotation, biological process: carbohydrate metabolic process; glycerol-3-phosphate catabolic process. Gene Ontology annotation, molecular function: NAD binding; glycerol-3-phosphate dehydrogenase [NAD(P)+] activity; protein homodimerization activity. The transcript has 8 exons. Lineage: Eukaryota; Metazoa; Chordata; Actinopteri; Centropomidae.